Molecule: messenger RNA, 975 nt
Organism: Cryptomeria japonica (Japanese cedar)
Lineage: Eukaryota; Viridiplantae; Streptophyta; Pinopsida; Cupressales; Cupressaceae
Product: replication protein A 70 kDa DNA-binding subunit A-like
Exons: 1
Coding region: 1-975 (324 amino acids)
Source: RefSeq, a predicted model, not a curated record
AUGAUGUCUAAGGAUAGGCCAUCAACAUCUAAACGAUCUCUUCAGUUUACCACUGAAUUGCCAUCCCCACAAACAACAACUUCUAAAAAUAUAAGCCCUAUCAUAACUUUGAAUCCAUACCAAAAUAAAUGGACAAUCAAAGGCAGAGUUACUCAUAAACGCCCUAUUAAAGCAUAUAGCAUAGCCACAAAAAAUGGCCAUGUGUUUAGCUUUGACAUUAUUGACAAUGAGGGUUGUGAAAUUAGAAUUACAUGUUUUGAUCAGAUAGCUCAGUUACACUCUAACUAUGUGGACAUAGGUUCACAUUAUCUUAUUUCAAAGGAAUCCAUUAAGGAGGCAAAUGCAUCCAUAUUGAAACACUGCAGCAAUGAAGAACAAGAAGAUCAACAACGUCCUCUUUUUGCGCCCAUUAAUGAAUUGUUUCAUCUAUCAAAUAACACGUUGGUUGACAUAAUUGGCCUUUUUCUAUAUGCUGGAGAUAUCAUUCCAAUACAUAGGAAAGACAACAGUAAAACACACAAACGUGUUGUGAAAAUUAAUGAUCUAUCUUAUUCAACAAUUGACAUCAACCUAUGGGGUCCAAUGGUAGAACAAAAAGACCUACAAUUGAAAGAUAUGUUGAGCAAUGAUAGUGUUGUUAUCCUUGCUUUGCGUAAUGCUCGUGUUGGCUAUUUCAAUGGCAAGCUUAUAAACAUUACAUCUGCAACCACAUUACAUAUCAACCCAACUUUUCCAGAAGUAGAGCCUCUAACAUUAAGAGGAAAGGACCCUUUACUUGUUGUAGCCUUUGUUAAAGAAACUAUCCACAUAGAUGGAAAAUAUACUAGAAUGACUAUUUCUUCAAUCCGUGAGCGAAUGAGUAUCAAACCAGAAACAAUUCAGAUGACUUUGCUAGUUGUUCUGCGCUUUGUAAAUGUAACUGACCAAAUUUUCUAUUACACAGCUUGUCCACUAUUAGUCAAUGGAAGGCUUUGA